UGUACUUUUAAUGUUUCCAGUAGAAAUCAUACAGUGUGUGGUAUAAUAAGGUUAAAGUCCAGUUCAUGUGACCAAGUCAACACUCUGGGUUGCCAUGACGUCCUGUGAUGAUGUCAUACGGAAUGUUGUGAUGUAAGAAGGCCAAGAGAACUCCAGAACAGUUAGUCAUAAAAUCUCUCAGUGAAUACAAAAGAACCUCCAGUACAACACAUCAUCCACACGAGAAAGUACAGUACUACAACCCCAGCACCAAUUCAAUAUUUGUGUACAAACGACAUGGAGAGGAGCAACACUUCAAGAGACAAGAAAAGAUUUUCAAAGAAGCCUGAGGAUGCUGCUCAACAAGAGGCACAUCCUCCCAGUAAAACGCUGCAGGCCCUGCGACGAGCCCUUCUCAACGCCCAGAGGCAAAAUAAAGAACUGGCUGCCGAAAAUGCAGCUCUGAAAGAGCAGGUAGCCAGCAAAGACAUCAGCUGGGAGGCAGAGAAAAAGAUGCUCCUGGAGAAGACUGUAGAGUCUGAAAGAGCUGCAAGGACAAAGUUGGACGCAGAGCGCAGGAAUAUGGACAGACGGAUGAGAGAGAAGGAGAAGGAAGUCCACUCCUUGAGGGAACACCUGCGUUUCCAACAAACCCAGACAGAGAUGGCCAAGAAACAGUGGAUGGCAGAGGUCGCCAGUAUCAAGGAGAUGGAGCUCUCCUUUGACCAAAGCAUCAUCCAGUUCACUGCAGCAUGGGAGAGCCGGCUGACUGCCAGGGAGGAGAAGGCAGUCGCCGAGCUCAAAGCGCUGCAGGAGAGCUGCGACAAGAGGGUGAAAGACAUUACCCUGCAACAAGAACAGCACAUCAGCAGUGCCAGGGCUGACAACCUGGUACUGAUAUACAGAAAUCUAGAGCACCUGGACAAGAUCAAAACCCUUGAGGCCAAGAUCAAGCAGAAGGAGAUCGAGUGGCAGGAAGACGUCAGGACCCUAGAGGAGAAUCUCAGGCGAGAGCAGGAAGUAAAGGAGGAUGAGCUGCAGCAGCAGAACAAAGCAGAGGACAGGUGGCUGGCCAAGCAAGAGGACUGGAUCAAGAAGGUCAGCUGUAUAGAGGAGGAGAUCCAGCGCCUCAUCCUGCAGAACAUUGAGCUUCAGGAGCUCGCCUUAAAGUCCGAUAGAGACAAGGCAAAGAUUCGAAAGGAGGAAGAAAAGAGGCUGAAGAAGGAGAUGAAGGAGAAGAAAGAACAGGAGAAGAAGGAGAAAAUGGAAAGAGAGGAGAAUGAGAGGAAGGAGAUGAAGGAGAAGGAAGAGCAGGAGAAGAAGGAGAGGAAGAAGCUGAAGGAGAAGAAAGAGCAGGAAAAUAAGGAGAAGAAGGAAAGAGAGAAGAAGGAGAAGAAGGAGAUGAAGGAAAAGAAAAAGCAGGAGAAGGAAAGAGAGAAGGAGAAAAAACAGUAGGAGAAGAGAGAGGUAACAUCCCUUUCCCUUUAACCCCCCAACACCAACCCUUUCCCUCUCCCUCUCCCUCACCCAACUCCCAACCCUCCUUUACCCCGUUACCCCUCCUUAUCCCCUCUCCCAUCCUUCCUCUCUCGCUCAACCCCCCACCCCCUAUGCCGGUCGAGGCAGAUUGCUGCCCACCCUGAGUCCGGUUCUGCUCGAGGUUUCUGCCUCUUAAAAUGAAGUUUCGCCUGGUGCUUGCUCUGGGUGGGAAUUGUUGCCCCCCCCUCCUUAUCCCCUUUACCUCUCUAUCCUCUUAACCCCCUUCACCCCUCCUUAUCCCCUCUCCCAUCCCUAACCUCCC
Molecule: messenger RNA, 1780 nt
Organism: Seriola aureovittata
Lineage: Eukaryota; Metazoa; Chordata; Actinopteri; Carangiformes; Carangidae
Product: golgin subfamily A member 6-like protein 22
Exons: 2
Coding region: 277-1434 (385 amino acids)
Source: RefSeq, a predicted model, not a curated record